This is a messenger RNA of Nematostella vectensis (starlet sea anemone), 8381 nucleotides long. Its product is annotated as ubiquitin carboxyl-terminal hydrolase 24. The transcript has 64 exons. Gene Ontology annotation, biological process: protein deubiquitination. The record is from RefSeq and is a predicted model, not a curated record. Gene Ontology annotation, molecular function: cysteine-type deubiquitinase activity; cysteine-type endopeptidase activity; protein binding. Bases 25 to 7779 code for a protein of 2584 amino acids. Gene Ontology annotation, cellular component: cytosol; nucleus. NCBI's taxonomy places the organism in Eukaryota, Metazoa, Cnidaria, Anthozoa, Actiniaria, Edwardsiidae.
AAGAGCAGCGCACAUGCGCAUGGCAUGCAUCCGGGAAAGUCAUAUUCAAAUUCAAGAUGGCGGCAGGUUUGUAGGAGUAGGAGAGCAAAGAGACAAACAAAAUUCACUCCAGGAAUCCGCCAGAAAAUGGUGGAACCGGACGAGAACUAUGUAAAAUCAAUGCUGAAUAUGGGUUUUGCAGAUGCGGGGUUGAUUCGCCGAGCUCUUGUUGUAGCAAAAAAUGACCUCAAUGUGGCUGUGGGCCUGUUGACGGACGAGACCGCUAGCUUCGAGCUGUUUGAGGACACGGAAAUGCGAGAUACUGAAACGCAGCCCGGCUCGGACGAGGGCGAAAUGGAUAUCCCGGGGCUGGAGGACUCUAAAAAUAGCGAGGAUGACGAGGGAGCUUCAGGAGAGCCCCCGCCACCGUACGACGAAGUCGUGUCUGGGUCUGACCCUGCCAAGGGCGAAGGACCGCUCGAGUUUCCAACAACCAACCUGUAUGAGCUGGAAGAUCGGGUGUUCGUGGAGAGCUGGAGCAUCCCUUAUAAACGAGAGGAGUCCCUGGGAAAAUGUCUUAUCAGUGCUGAAAGAUUUGCUGCGGAAGGCUUGUUAGAGGCAGAUGAAAACUGCAGAAGAUUUGUGGAAAGAGCUCUGCCUGAGUGCUUCAAGAAGUUGCUGACAUCAGAAGCAGUUAUGCGUUGGAAUCCAGAAAUCCAUGAUGGCAUUUAUGACAUGGUGUGCUUACUGAUUGACUUGGUUGCCACACGGCUCAAGUAUGAGCCAGUCCCCUACGGCUUGCUUCAAGUGUUGACUCAGGCAUUUGACCCCGAGACUAAGUUCCAGACCAAGAACAAGACCAAAGGGUGGGACAAGGCGUACUAUGAGGGCGUAUUUGGUGAUGAUCAGUGCUAUGCUCAACCUCCACAAAACGCAAACUACUACUCCACAGAGAAGGGACCUUGUGGCUGGCUUGUCAAUAUUAUCAACCAAUUUGCUGAAAAAGGUGGCUUUGAAGAAAUCCGCAAGCUGAUUGAAAAUACAGAGAAAGUCACAGCUCCUAUGCUAGCUGCGUUGCUGAAGCCUAUAGGAGUCUGUGCUGGUUACUUGAAUGCUCAAGUCAUAUCUGAAGUUUUCAGUCAAGUUUUGGAAAAGACCCUUGCCUAUAUCCAGGAAUUGGCAGAUGACGACAUGAAGCAAAAGGAGGUGGGAAAAGUCUUUGAUCUGCUCACAACCCUUAAGCUGUUGUGCCUGACGCUGUGGCAGGAAGUGACUGGAGUGGACGACUUGCGUCUAGAGGUUGCCCUCAAGAUGCUCAAAGCCCCUCACUUCAAUGCCAAGAUGAAUUCUCUGAAAGAGGUUUGCAAACUAAUUGAUGACUCUGAAAAGUGCAAGAAUGUGAAAAUCAGCAUCUCUCAAGAAGCAAUUGCCAAGUGGCUGGUGGAUAACCGAGUUCUAUCUGUAGCAUUUGAGAGUAACCUUCAUCAGACGCAAUAUUGUGACCGUCUUAAGGUGGUGGUGGAGUUCCUUGGUAACAGGCUUACCUUAGAUGAGCUGACAACCAUCUGGAAGAUGCAGCUUGGCAAACAUCCAAUAGAAGUUGACAAUAUCCACAACAUCUUAGCCACUGCUGCUGUCAGGUUUAAUACGAACCAGCUUGACCAUCUCUUCACACUGAUACAGCAGAGCUGGGGAACAGAAAAUGACCGCAUGAAAGACAAGCUGUUGGUCCUGAUUGGAAGAAUUGGCAAGGAAGCCAGAGUGGCAAAGAUAACAACAAAGGUACUUGACCUGCUUUGGAGCCUGGCUCAUCUUCCAUCGUUGACAACAGACAUGGUUGACCAAGCCCUCAAGUCGCAUAUUGAUAUUCUUAGUGAUUCCUUCACCGUCAAGGAUCAAAUUAAGAAAAGCUAUGCUGUCAAGUGCAUCGAGGAUAUCAAAAAGGGUGUUUGGAUAGUACCAGCAAUCAGACAACUGCUGAAGAUCACUAAAGGAAUGAGCAAGUCCCAGUAUAACAAGCAUGAUAAGGGUGUCCUUCCAGAAUUGAACAAGACCUAUGACAUUAUCAAGCUGACCACAAGUAGCAUUGUGAAUUGUCACCAACAAGCCAUUGCAGCAGUAGGACUGCCUGGGCUGGGCGAGGACACACUCCUGGAUGGCAGGUACACCUUGAAGGACUGCAUCCACAUCCAUCUGAAGUUCCUGGCGUUUGUCCUCCAGGAAGCCGUCAUAUACCUUCCGUGGCAUAGGGCACGGGAUAUUUGGGAUGCCUUGGUUUCAAGUCCUGAUGCUUGUGAGUUCGACAGGGAGACAUGCUUUGAGUGGUUCACCAAACAGUUGUGUGAUAUGGAAGCAGAGACCCAGUCUCAAAUACUGACAACCAAGAUCCUCAAAAUGGACCCAUCCAAGCUCUCUAUGAAAGGUUUCCAGUGUUUUCGGGCGUUUUUUGAGAGUGUCAACCACAAUGAACACAAGCACAAGAAGACAGCUAACACAUACACAGUGGAGAAGAUGGACUUAAUAGGGCUUGACUACCUGUGGCGCAUUGCUCUCGAAGUACCAUCAGAGGAGAUAGCAGCACCAGCAGUCAAGUUGCUAAUUCAACUCAGCUACACGUGGCUUUCACCAAAACUCAAGAAGGACCCUGUCACGAUCCACAAGAAAUUUAUAAUGGAAUGUUACAAACGUCUUGAGCAAGUGAUGUCAGUCCUAUGUGCUAGUCCCAUGUCUCAAGUCGCAUCCAGUGUCACCACCACAGCAACAGCACCUAUAUCCCCAGUGACAAUUGCGCCAACCCCACUCAGAGCAAAUCACUUGUUGAAUAUCGAGAGAUUGCUGAUGAUCGUAGAGCACUAUAUCAUCACUGUUGAGGAUCUUGUUGCAGGCCCUCGUACCUUGCUUCCACAUGCUGCUUCAUUCCAUGGCUAUCCUAUAAAUGUCAACGUCAAUUGUGAUGUCACCAAGCAGAAUCUCAGCCUUCAGUGUCACAGCAAUGAAAACUUGCGGUCAGUGCGUCAUCGCAUCGCAGCUAAACUGAAUGUCAGUGCUGAGCAAAUCCAGAUCUUCAACAACGAGAAAUUGCUUAUGUCGUCCAAGGACCAAAAGCUGUUAUACCAGCUUGACUUCCAAGAGGACCAGCAGGUGUUUGUGAAGACGUCCAACACUUCUGUCACCAUGGUGCCAACAAGAGAGGAGGUUGAGAUGCAAGAAACCAAGACAGAUGAGGCCAGUGCAAGCGGAUGUAACCGACAAUCCAUAGCCUUGGAGCAGGAGCGUAUGAUCCCAGGUGUACUGAUGGCCACUGAAUGCAAAGCAUUUGACAAGCUCUAUCAACUAGCUGAGCUAGAGGAGCCCAGCAUCACUGCCCACGUACAGAAGCUGGUAAUGCUUCUACCUACCGACCCUCAAGUCCAGGAAGCUCUGGACUGCAUAGGCCAGCAGUUCACAUUGAGUUGCUCGCCUGGAGGCUCAUCCUUGGAUGAGUCUAGCUCACUCAGCCCAAUCGACAUCAACCUCAAGAGCAUGUUCCGCUGUACAUCCUUAGGGAUGUCACCCUUCCGUGUGCUCUACAACCUUGAGGUCCUAAGCAGCAAGUUGAUGCCCACAGCUUACAGGGAUGGCGGGGCUGCCGCCAGAGCCUUCAAGGAGAGCUUCCUUGCAGCAGGGGGCCUCAAUAUCGUCGUGAACAUUCUACAGAAAGACAUGUUUCCUAGUGAUGUUGACACAGAAAUUCGAAGAGGCUGUUAUGGCAUAUGUUUACAGCUUGCACGGUUUUUGUUGUGCGGCCAGACUAGUGAGAAUUCCUUCACCAUCCCGCCCACAAGAGAGUCUGUUACCAUGGCAGCAUCACCCGUCUCCAUGGCAACCAUGGAUCUAGACAGCAGUGAUUGUGGUAACAGUUCUGGUGUGGAAGCCAAGCGGCCCCGUUCCAGUAGCAUGAUCGAUGAUGUCCACCCUACUGUCCGGGUUGCUAUUGAGACGAUGAACAGAGAUGAUUUCGCGGAGACUAUAGCGUGUUUGAUGCGAGUCGCGUGGGCGGCGGCGGGCGGCAAGUUGCAUCUGGCGGGCGGGAGGCAGCAUCUGUCCAGCCAGAGCUCUGACGACGACGGGGGCAGCGAUUCCGACUCGCUGAAAUCCUUCAGGUCGUCCAUUGCUUCUAACAACAACUUAGAAGUAUCAAAUAAGGAUGUUGUGAUAGUCGCUGAGGCUCUUCAACUGCUCGUUCUUUGUUUACAAUUACGAACCCAAUUAAUAGGUGUAUUUUAUUAUCUUCCAAAUGUGAAUGAGUUCAUCGUAGAAAUAUUAAUUGGCUCGCCUCACCCGCAGGUCCGGUUGAAUGGGGUAGAGCAAUUUCUAAUACUUAGCCAAACACCCGUUGGUGAUACAAAGGUACAAACGCCAAACCACUUUCUCCUAACCGUCUUGCUCAAUGCCCCGUUACCGCUCUGGACACCGAACCGGUUCGUUCGCGGCAAAAAUCACAGGCUUCAGAAGAAUUGUACCCAGUUUUUCGAUCUACUCUGCAGAUUGAUGGAUUACCUCACAGUGACGGAACAGAGACUGAUGAAAGUGAACCCGACCAAAAUGCUGGAAAAUGAGAUCCAGUGGCUGUUGAACUUUGAGUCCUCUUCGAAUCUUGAUAACGGCCCGCCCUUAUUAGCUGGACAUUUGAGGUUCCUACGAACUCUUUUGACAUGUGAAGGUGUAGAUAAAAGGAAAUGGGGUCAAGCCAUCAUUCGUGACUUACUGGGCGAUUUUCUCUUCCCUGCAUCCAAGCUCAUAUUCGAGACGAGAGGAACUCCUAACAAAAGUGCUAUCGUCGAUGUCUACCCAAAGUGUGUAGGGCCCGAUUGCCAGGUGGCGGCUUAUGAUGUUCUCGUAGAGCUUGCCGAGGGCUGUUGUGGGAAUCUGUUUGACGUUGUCUCAGAGCUCAUCAGCAUGCACCACACAGGAGAACCCGCCAAUUUCAAGGAGUGGGAGUUUCAGCCCCCUGUCGCACCGCGUGCAAUGUGUAAAUUCGUUGGGCUGAAGAAUGCAGGCGCCACGUGUUACAUGAAUUCAGUGCUACAGCAGCUCUACAUGCAGCCUGGCAUAAGGGAGUAUGUUCUUGGUCUCGACGAAGAUUAUGUGGAGAAAGAUAGCGUGUUUUACCAGAUCCAGUCCUUGUUUGGUCACCUGAUGGACAGCAAGCUGCAGUACUUUGCACCAGAGCAGUUUUGGAAAUGCUUCAAGCUGUGGGGCCAGCCGGUCAAUGUCCGGGAACAGCAAGAUGCGUUCGAGUUCUUCUGUAAUCUCACUGACCAGUUGGAUGAGCACUUGAAGAGCAAAAAGCAAGACCAGCUGUUCAAAAAGACAUUCUGUGGGAUGUUCGCUGAUCAGAAGAUCUGCAAAGAAUGUAAUCACAGAUAUGAACGCGAAGAAGCUUUCUACUCGCUCCCUGUUACGGUCAAGAACCACAACCUCCAAGACUCCCUUGAGCAGUUUGUGAAUGGCGAGAUUCUUGAGGGGGACAACGCCUACUUCUGUGAAAAGUGCAACAAAAGGCGGACUACCGUGAAGCGCAUGUGCAUCAAGACUCUACCCCCUGUGCUGGUCAUUCAGCUCAAGAGGUUUGGGUACGACUGGGAGGCGGGGCGUGCGCUCAAGUUCGAUGACUACUUUGAAUUUCCGUGGACUCUCGACAUGGAACCGUACACCUCGGAUGGGGUGGCACGACGCGAACAAGCUAACGCCUCUCCAGACACGGACAGUGACAACGGUAGCGUGACAUCUUCCAGCCAAUCACUAAACUCCAUACACUCCAACAGCAGCGUGACCGUCACACCAUCCGAGAUCACGUACGACCUGGUGGGGGCUAUUGUGCACAGUGGGCAGGCUAAUGCUGGCCAUUACUAUUCGUACAUCAAGGAUAGGAGGAGUGGCGCAGAAGGUGCCGAGACGUACGGCAAAUGGUUCAAGUUUAAUGACACCAUCGUGGAGGAGUUUGAGAUGACGGAGGAGAGCGUAGAGGCCGAGUGCUUUGGUGGGACAUACAAGGCCACUGUCUACGACACUGUAAACUCGUACCCAGAGACGCGGCAUCGCUACUGGAGUGCGUACAUGCUGUUCUACGAGGCCUCCGAUGCCAACAAGAUGCUCUCAGUGCACCCGAGCCGAGGGCCCUUGGUGCGACAAGAGGCGGUCAUAGAGGGCAGAUCAAACCCUCCAUCCCCGAGCUCGUCAUCCGUCUCGUCUAGCUCCGGACCCCCCUCCCCCACGCGCACAGAUGGCCUCAGCCAACUUACUGCCCUCGUACAAAAGGGUGAACGAAAGGGAAUAUUCCGGGACAAAAUGCCUGCUAGUAUACAGAGAAUGGUCCACGCAGAGAAUCUACAGUUUAUGCAGAAUCGAGAUGUUUACAAUACUGACUACUUCAAGUUCAUCCUCAAUCUCGCUACCUGCAACCGGAGCUUCGUGUCCAACAAGCAAGUGUUGUUUGCCGUGUGCAGUCUACAACUUUCCAUACAAUUCCUGUUUAACACAUACUUCAGGACCACUAAGAAGCUAAGGAUGCAGACGCAGGAGUGGUGUGAGGCGGUGGAAUUCUUGCUGCGCGGUAACAGCGAGGCGUGCACGUGGUUUGUGCAGUUCUUAUCAGGAGAAAGGGGCAAAGGCUACAUCAGACCUUUCCUACUAGAAGCUCCAUCAGCUGAAGUGCGGAAGACUUUUUCACGAAUUCUGGUCUUCACUUUUGAGAGCUAUAUUCACCAUGGUGGCAGCAUAGAGUCCGGCCCGUUCUAUUCUCUGAUUGAUUCUUUGCUCGCCAUGUGUAACCGUGAUGUGAUUGAUCACCACAAGACGUGCGCAGAGUACUUCUGGGCGCUAAAUAGAUACGCCAACAUACGGCGUAAGACCUGUGAGCACCUGAUAGCAAGAGAGACCUUCCAGCUUUUUCUCAGCUUUCUUGUUGGACCCUCUACAGAAUACGGGUCUAAUAGAAGGUGGAGCUCUCUCCAGUCCCAGGAGUUUACUGCAUUGUACACGGCUAUUGCUACACUCGUCUGCUGCAGUGACGUCUCCUCUCAGAUGACAGUCGAGCCGACUCGUCCCAGGCCCCUGUUCCUGGACAUCAUGCGUAACCUUCCGCUCAUUCCCAUGCCCCUGGAGAUGGAUGAUGCCAUAUUUGGAGCUAAUGCUGAUCGCUAUAUCAAGGAGGCUACACUAGCUGUCUGUGAAGUGGCCGACACCAGUGAGCAGAUCAGCAACAUGUUCAUCCACUGCAGUUGGUGCAACGAAAACUUCAGUACCAAGGUCUUACAGCACCUCAAAAUUCAACUUGCCGCUGUUGCCGCCAAUGACAUGAAAAACGUGUUUUCUACGCUACUUAGUCUACUGUUGCUGGAAGACCCCCUUCAGCUGCAGCGCAUCAAGAGUGCGGUCGAUGAUGGGGACGGCAUUCUCGCUCUAGUCAAGUCGAAUAACGCAUCAGACAGCCGGCGUGCGUACCAGUGCAUCAAGUUCCUCGUGCAGCUGGCGCACCGCUGCCCCACGGCGAAGGACUACCUGCUACAGAACUCCACGCGGUGGCAGUGGGCCGUGCAGUGGCUCAAGAAGAAGAUGAGCGAGCACUACUGGCCACCGCAGUCCUACUCGUCUAACGAGCACUCGACCAGCCGAACAUUCCAGCGCACGUCCAGCGCCGCGGACACCCUCGCAGAGGCCACCGCCCUCCUCACUGAACUAGACGCAGGGGACAUGCUGGACGACUCUACCCAGAGUACGGGGGAGGAAUGGGACAAGGAUACCUCUACCUCCCCCUGAGCACUACCCCCCUCCCCCCUACUGUACUAUAGUGAUGUACUGGACGACUCUACCCAGAGUACGGGAGAGUAGAUAGAUAAAGGAUAAUGGGAGGAUGGAGAGAAGGAACGCUCAACAUCACCUAAGAAUCGCCAAUUUUUAUUGACCUAGAACAGACUCAACACAGAGUGAGAAGGACUUGGAAAGGAGCUCUUUGCUAUAUCAGAAAAGCCUGACGCUCUUGACAGAUGACCAAGACGGCGGAUAAAUACGGCGAGCACUUGAGGAACAAAUCAUAAUAAUAAUGAUUUUGAACGCUCGGGAACUUAACGUGUUAGCGGACGCCCAAAAAAUAGCUUUACCAACAAGCGUGCAUGUGGCGUCUGGUUAUUUGCAGAACGCUUAAAUUAUUAUCUAUCACUCAUUUCGUGGCCAAGUUAUCCCGACUGCUUUACCAAGCUCGGGUUUUUUAACGAAAUAGUCUCUCCUUAUGAUCAAUUGCUUGCAUUUCACUGUGUAUUAGAAUGGCUUUCGUGUGCUACUGAGGGUAUUUGGCAUCUUAUUGACUUUCCAUGUUUGUGCAAAACGUAUACCAAACAAUUAAAGGUUUAUGCCUACUGAAA